Messenger RNA from Miscanthus lutarioriparius, 408 nucleotides. The record is from the annotation of a GenBank genome assembly. NCBI's taxonomy places the organism in Eukaryota, Viridiplantae, Streptophyta, Magnoliopsida, Poales, Poaceae.
AUGGUGGCUGGUGGGUCCCCUCGCACCCUGCUACCAGUACAAAAACUGCCCACACGGCGUCAAUUCCUCUUUCACAGGCAUAACCACUUAUCUGUCUCUUCUUCACUCAGCGAAAUGGAGAAGAAGGAGAAGGAGAAAAGCGAAGAGCCUUGGGUUGGCCGCCGCAUCCUCGGGAUCGCCGCCGCGGGCGCUGUCGCGGUUGCCGCCGGUGCCUUCUUGCUGCUGUCCUCGGUCGGGGACGACGAGCAAGCGGCAGAUGAUACGACGGCCAGGCCGAGGAAGACGAUGAAGGGGCCGGGCUCCGGUGGCGAGCACAUCUCCCGCGACAAGUUCGAGAAGGACGCCGCGAACUACUUCAGGACCGGGCGUCAGAAGGGACCCAAGGCCGCCGUUGACGAAUUCCAGUAG